GAAAAUAGGAUCAGUUUCCGUAUACCCGUGUGUCGGCUUGUUGUGAGAGAAUAUUAUCCUUUUAUCCUUCCAACAUGAAUUUUUUACCCAAAUUUGACGACAUAUUCUAAGACCAUGGAUUAUAGUGAUUCCUCAAAGCACCAAAGAAGUUCGGAAGAUUAAAGUAUGGAGAGACCACAUGGGGGCAAUAGUAAAGAUGACACCGUGGACAUCAAGCAAGAGAAAGGGACCAGUGGAGGAGCGGUGCCCUCAUGUGGCUCUUCCUCAGGUCUCACAUCCAUAGCAUCAACAAACCCAGGUGGUGAAGCCGAGGAAAAGAUGGAGGUGGACAAGCCUCUCCUCUUGCCUUCCUUGCCCUCUUUACCUUCCACCUCCUCAGUCACCAUCACAAAAGCCUCCACAGCAGCUCUGCAGAAGUCAUCGCAAAACCCUGUAUCGUCAUCAUCAUCGUCAUUGUCAUCAUCAUCCAUUUCGUCAUUGUCCUCGACUGCAUCUUCGUCUACGUCAUCCUCCCUGCCUUUCUCAUCAUCAUUAUCAUCUGCCGUGUCCACCCUCACCUCUGUAACAUUAAGUGCCGUGUCCAGCAGCGCCCCAUCUUCCCUCCCAUCUUCGGAGGCUGCGUCCACGCUGAGCAGCAGCAAAGUGGGCCCAGACAUGAUGCCUACAAUACCCCUGGUCCCGGUUCAGGUCCCCAACGGGCGGAGCGGUGUGGUCACCAUCCCCAAGAACCGGGGCCGCUCCAAGGGCAUGCCCCUUUGCCCUUCCCGGAGUGGAGGCUUUCAGAACAGGAAGGGGCUGAAGAUCAAGCGCCUUGGCAUCAGGGGACGUGGAGGCCGACGGCUUGUUCACAGCAUGUCGUUGGAAGAGAGAGGGGAUGACUCUCCCUUACCGCUGGAUGAAGAGGCCUAUGCUCAAGAUGACAUGUUCAUUGCUCCUUUAUAUCAAGAUAAGUGGCCAGGACGGAUGUGUGGCCUGUGUUGCCUGAGUGAGCAGAGUCAGCUGGGCCAAGGGGAGCUGAUUCGCCAUGACCCUACUCCGGGAUAUAUCCUGCCGGAGAAGAUUCCUUCCCCCAUGGAGCCUGAGGAGGACUCACCCCUGUCGAAAAAGUUCAAACCCAACAUUUCAUUAUUCAAAGACAAGGGUAAAUCGCCAAGAAAGCAGGUUGGAGAGGCACUGCCAGAACCAGUGGACGAGAUCUCCUUGGUGGGUCAUCAGGAGCCGCCAAGUAUAUCAAUCCUUUUUGAGUCUACAGGCCAUUGCUAUGUUCACUACAUGUGUGCUCUCUGGUCGUCUGAUGUAGAGCUAGCCAGUGACGACACCAUCAGCUGCAUUGAUAGAGCAGUUGUUACUGGAGCCAGCCAAAGAUGUGUGCACUGCAAAAAAUUUGGUGCAACAAUACCAUGCAAGGUACCUGGAUGCCCCAGGUUCUAUCACUUCCCAUGCGCAAUGAGUGCUGGUGCACCCAUGGACCUCAAGAGUGUCGCAAUGGUGUGUACGCCGCAUGCUGACAAGAGUAAAGACCUGUUGGUAGACAUGGCUUGUAUGGUGUGUGAAAGUCCUACUCCUGAGAAUUCCCUGCUCUUCUGUUCAUCGUGUGGCAACCACUACCACGGUACCUGCCUUAAGCCCUGCAUCACCAUGUCAGCCUCCGUCAGGGCUGGCUGGCAGUGUCCGGACUGCAAGAUGUGUCAGAUGUGUCGGCAGCCAAGCGAUGAGAUCGUGUGUGGGGUGUGUGACAAGGCGUACCAUGUGGUGUGUGCCCGCCCCUUUGGCCUCUCCCUCUCCAGAACUGGGUGGAAGUGCAAGACGUGUCGUGUGUGUGGGGACUGUGGCUCGAGGACGCCGGGCAACGGGCUCUCCUCGCGAUGGCAUUCCAACUUCACUGUCUGCGAUUCCUGCUACCAGCUGCGGAACAAGGGCUUAGCCUGCCCCAUCUGCGGGAAGGCGUACCGUGCCAUUGCUCAGAAGAACAUGGCCCAGUGUUCAACGUGUAGGAGGCAUGUCCAUAGUGCCUGUGACAGUGAUGCGGAUAUUGGUCUAAUCCAGUCGAAGUGGAAUGCUGACCGAUCCUACGAGUACGUCUGCACCACCUGUAAAAAGGUUCCAGGACCCAGUCAGUCUCCCAUAAUAUCUCAAGAAGACAGCUGUGAUGGUCCUCAGGAAUCAUCCAUUCAUUCAGAGGAUUCCAUUGAUUUGGAUCUGCCAUUGGAUGGAAAGUCAGAGGACUUUGGUCCUUUGCCUAAGCCUCAGACUUCCUUUUACACCCGUGGAAAACCCUUUAGUUUGGCAAAGAGAGGGAACUUUACUCCCCGCUUGCGAGGAGGAGCAAUUGGAAAGAAAGCCUUCUCCAGCUCAAAGAAGAGAGGGCAGACAGUGCCUGUCCGAAGAGGUCGAGGGAAUGGCAGAGGAUAUAGAGGAUAUUUCAAUUAUCAGAGUGUCACCCUACAGGCAAUGGAGAACAAUCACAGCACAGGCAAAGAAGAAGGAGAGGAGAACAAAGUGAUUCUGGUGGCCAGCAAUGACGAGUUUUGCCUUGAGCAAGAUGUGUGCGCCAUGUGUGGAGCGUUCGGACAGGACCAAGAAGGAAGACUCAUUAGCUGUGCUCAGUGUGGCCAGUGUUACCACCCAUUCUGUGCCAAUGUUAAGGUACGGCUCAGCGUCAAGGUGAACAAAGUGGUUCUAGAGAAAGGAUGGAGGUGCCUGGACUGCACAGUGUGUGAGGGGUGUGGUGAGCGCAAUGAUGAGAGCCGCCUCGUCCUGUGUGAGGACUGUGACAUCUCCUACCACAUAUACUGCAUGACUCCACCUCUAGACAGUGUACCCUCUGGGGUGUGGAGGUGUAAAUGGUGUGCUGUAUGUCAAUACUGUGGUGCCUCAGAUCCUGGUCCCAGUGCCACCUGGCAGCAAAACUACAGUGUCUGUGGCCCUUGCAAUUCCAUGACUCAGUGCCCUGUGUGUGAUGAACCUUAUGCAGAUGGUGAGCUCGUCAUACAGUGUUCCAACUGUGAGCGUUGGCUGCAUGCCUCUGAUGACAUGAUACACACAGAAGAGGAGGCAGAGAGAUGUGCUGAGAAAGGAUAUUUGUGCCUAAUGUGUCGACCCCAGGAUGCGCUUCCUCCACACCUCCUUCCUCACACCCCGCCCCUGCGCACACGCCCCGCACACAAUGCAGUCACUCCCACCACAACACUGCCAAGCCCUGUGCGUCCUCCAAGUCCAAUUGACAUCAUGCCAAAGGUAACAUCCAAAACACAGUUCUGGGUGGAUGGUAUAUGCUUGUCCGAGUGUGGAAUGUUCCAGAUAAAGACAAUGACAUUGGAGCCACAAAAGAAACCAAGGAACCCCAAGACUGUCCGAACCAGUCGAGGACCUUCCAUUGAUAGCAGUGGCAGCCGUGACAUUGAUGACGAUGAGGAGGAGGACGAGGAGAAAUUGGAGAGUGAAGAGCCCAAGCACUGGGUGUAUGGCAUGAAGGAAGGAACCAUUCUGAAGGCCAAGGAGGAUGGUACACCUCCUGACUUACCAGAUGGCUUUUAUACCUUGCCGGGUCCUGAGCCUGGAACAUACACUUUGAGAAAGCGCAGAUAUCGCAACAUCAAAACUCUAGGUAUUGGUGGUUUCCAAGUCCGCGCGCGAGGAAAGAAGGACGACGAAAAAGCACGGGAGGAAGCCAACCUUGACCCUCAGGUUCUGGAGCUUAGGAGGAAGAGAAGUAACUGGCGAACCAAAAAGAAGAUCAAAUUACUUGAAAAAUUUCCAUCUUACAUACAGGAAGCAUUCUUUGGCCGGAAUCUGAUGGAUACUAGCAAUCUGGAGGAGGAGAUGAAGCAAAUGGGUGACCUGGAUGAGGAAUUCACUGAAGAUGCCUUUGAUCUGCAGAAGACAAAGUCGGCAAUCAAUCUUUCAAAGGAUGAAGUCCAGCUUGUCCAGGCUGCCCAGAACAAGCAGCAGCUGGGCCAUGAACGGCGCAUAGACAGUGCAACACAACAGACAAAGUUGCUGUCCCCUCACCGCACUAAGGUAGAGGAUCAGACAGACUCCAAAACGAAGGAAAAGAAGGAUGAUGAUAAGAAGGAAUGCAAGGAUGAGGAGAUGGCAGAAGAAGAUGAAAAUAAUGAAGCCAUAGAUGCUAUAUUUGCCCAGGGAGGUGAUUUAACGGACAUCUUGAUGGGUGACAUAAUGAGCGCAGCAAUAAAAGAUGAUGAUACAAAUCUAACAGGCGAUGAAGACCUCUCUCAAGAUAAUAUAGACGUGCCUGGAGUGGGUGGCCCUGAAACAAAGUUGACUGACAUUCUGGGCCCAGGUUUUAAUCUGGAUGAUGUGGCUGACAUCAUGAAGAACUUACCAGAAGACAGCACUGAGGAUAGCCAGGAUUCCACUGUAUCCACUGCAGCACCCUCGGCAAACACCAAAGAUAGCUUGGACAGUGCCAGUGCCACAGGAACUCGUUCUGAAGGAAACACCACAGGUACUGGGCCAGCUGUCUCCUCAGCUGUCUCCUCAGCUGGAGCAACAACUGGUUCUGUGCCAGUCAAGAAGGAGACUCCACUUGCCCCACCAGCAGUUCCUCCAGCCGUUCCUCCAACAGUUGCUCCAGCAGUACCUCCUGUAGUACCUCCUGUAGUACCUCCUGUAGUACCUCCUGUAGUACCUCCCGUAGUACCUCCCGUAGUACCUCCUGUAGUACCUCCAACAACACUGCCUGCUGCUUCGACCCUCCGCCCCAAUCAACCCCCUGUUGCUCCACUUGGAUCAGUCCCAACAGUUCCCCAGCACGCAGUAGGUCCCCCUGUUCAGCAAAUGUCAGCCCCGGCAGUUCCCAUGUCAAGUGCAGUCCAAGGAGCCAGUGCCAUUCCAUCCAUGAAGAACCCUACUGCAUUACCAAGUCCAGUAGGCCUCCAGAGCGCUGUUCCACACCAAAGCCCCGUGUCCCAUCAGAGUCCUGCACACCCCAGCCCCAUUGCGGUCGGCCCACCCCCCAUUCCCCAGACGCUGCCUAGCCCCUUGCCACGCUCUGACUCCCAGCCAGGGUACCCCCAGAGCCAAGCCAAUUUUCCUGCAACACCAAAGCCAACAACACCCACUGUGCCUGAGCCCCAGAAGGUGUGGACAAGCAAUGAUUCGCAGUCACAGAGCUUGACACUGGAGGAGGAUGAAGCUCUAGGACACAAGGCAACAAAGGCAGCUGUGCUCUAUGUUAACAUUCACAAACCCAAUCUCAAGAAUGACUUUCCAUCUGUGUCUGACCGUGAGAGACAGAUCAAACGUACAUGGAAGAACCUCAAAGAUGCAGAGCAGAAGAAGAUGCUGAUCCAGAGAGCCAGGGAAAACAAGAAAGAAUACUACAAAAAUAAACAGGAACAGCAAAGAGCCUUGAAGACCUCAGAGAGCCUGGAAGGUUCAAACACCCCCGGUUCUGUAGGCACCCCUGGAAGCCUCACUGAGAGUACCAACACUGACCCCAGUCCUGCAAGCACUCCACAUGCUUCUCCUCGCCCUCCUCUUCCUUCUAUCACACCGCCGAGGCAAAUGAUUGUAACCCAGCGACCCCAGAUACCACCAGGCUCGCCCACAAUGCGGCCUGGCCUGACUCACACAAUGAUCCGUGGCCCCAUGAGCCAUCCACAGGGUCCCCCUGACCCUUAUGCCAUGCAACCAGGCACACCUCACCCAAGCAAACAGGCAGAUCCAUAUGCUCAUCCUCCUUCAACCACUAGACCUCAGACUUCACCACUGCCUUCUCCAACAAGUGGUGACCCAUUUUCUCGUGUGCCUCCGUCUCCACGUCCCCAUACGUCAGACCCCUAUAGUAUACCACCAUCUACUCCAAGACCCUCAGCAGGUGAUCCAUACGGAAUGCCCCCGCCAACACCUCGCCCCAUGGAUCCAUAUGCCUCUCAACCAGCAACUCCUAGAACACCCAUGUCAUCGGACCCUUUCACUUGCAGUACUCCCACAGAUUCAUUUUCUCAACCCCCGUCAUCUGGUUACAUUCAGGCUCCUCCUACACCAAGACCCCAUUCUGAUGACAGUUAUGGACAGCCUGCCACACCUGCAGGAGGCAUAUCAGGUGACCCAGCUGGGCAGCAGCAGCAGCAACAACAACAGCAACAACAGCAACAACAACAGCAACAGCAACAACAACAACAACAACAACAACAACAACAACAACAACAACAACAGCAACAACAACAGCAACAGCACCUGCGAGAACUGCUGCAGAGACAGAGGCCCCAGCAGUGGAGUGAGGGCAGUGUGGUUCACCCAAGUGGGGUGGCUCAGCCAAUGUCAUCUCCCAAUGGGAGUCAUGCAGAGUUCAGACAGCCGCUUCCACCAGUGGUGCAGAACCCUGGCGUGCGCAUGAGGCAGAGUAUAGCUGGGGGUCAGCCUGGCAUGAUGGUCCAUGCAGCUGGACCAGGCCAAGGCCAGAUGGACCCACGCUUCAGAAUGAUAAUUCAGAGGAACUUGCAACAACAGCAGCAGCAGCAACAGCCACAACCACCGCCACAACCACAGCCGCAGCCACAGCAACAACCACCACCACAACAACCAGGAGGUGUCAAUGGGCACAACUCUUUGGACCCCUUCAGUCAUGUGGUACAGCAGCGCCCACACCAACAGUACAUGAAUGUUGGUCCUGGAGUAACCAGUGUGGUCCGAGGUCCCCCAACAACAGUGAUGGUAAGCCAGGGCAUGGGUUCUCCCCACAUGAAUGCAGCAGGCCCUGUCCCUGUGCCAGUUGCAUCACCCACCCACCAUCCUCCAGGACCUCCACACCCACUUGGUCCACCUCCACACCCACAGCAGCCUCACCACCCCCCUGGACACCCGCAGGGACACCCGCCACUUCAGCAGCAGCCUCAUCCAUCUCUUCCACAACAGCCACCACAUCCUCAGUUAUCCCAUCCUCAGCCACACCCUCAGCCUCACCCUCAACCACCUCAAGCUAAUAGUCAGCAGCAGUCAGAAUCUGAACUACCAGAGGCAGUAACUAGGGAACUGGAGCAGCUGGAAGAAGAGCAACAACAGCAGCAGCAGCAGCAGCACCAGCACCAGCCACAGCCACAGCCACAGCCUCCCAACCAACAGCCUACUCCCCAACCUGCAGCUCAGACACAAGGCCAAGGAGGUGAUGACCUUGAGGAUCUAGGAACAGGAGAUCUGACUACUAUGGAGGAUGACUUACUUGGUAUGGGAGGAGAUUUCAAUGCUCUUCUGGAAUUUGCGGAUGGGGAAGAUGGAGAGGAAGAUGACGAGAAGCUACCUUCAAAUCUCUUCAAUGUCUUGGAUGCAGACGAGGAAGAAAGGAGGAGGAGAAACAAAUCUGAUGAAGUUGGACCAGGUGUGCCAGGUAUAGCCAAGGAAAAGGUUAGUUUGCCAACAACCAUACCUGUUGGGCCACCCUCUUCAGGAACACAUGCGCAACCCUGCCCAACUAUCUCCCCCAGUCAGGGCUCCCAGCCACAUCUUACCAACCCAGUGAACUCCAAUUGUGGACCAAGAGGACGUGUACCAGUGGCGCUGCAGCCCCUGGGUCCCAACGCUCAGCAGCAGAGAUUAGGGGCAAUCAUGGAGAGAGCCCCUUUGCCCCACUCUCAAACAUCAAUGGCACCCAGCAUGUCCACAACAGGGUCAGCCCCAGUGAGUGCCGGGCCCAGCGAGUGCUCAAACAUGCCAACCCCCCCCAACAUGGUCCCCAUUGGUCCGUCAUCUGGGCCUCCAGCUGGGCCUCCCCCUGGACCAAUAAUGGGCCCUGUCCAUAUGAAUAUCAGCUCAGCACCUCAACAGCCAGUGCAGCCUCAGAUGGCAACACAUAUAACACAGCCGUCAGCCAGGUUUGCAGGCAUGGCCAGGAUGCCUGGGCCCAGAGGUGGGAUGAUUCGGCAGCCAGCGCCACCCCCUCCCCCUUACCCGGGCCACCCUCCUCCCCCGCCAUACCCAAGGACUCAGGUGAUGGUGAGUGAGGGUUUGAUGGUGAGGGGCCCCAUAGCAGGCAGUGUGGGCUCCCCCAUGGGGGUCGGGGGGCCACCACCGCCUCCCAUGAUGCGGCCGGGCCCACACCAUCAUCCCAUGAUGGGUUCAGGACCCUCAAUGGUGAUGAGUGGGCCACGCCUGCCUCCACACAUGGGCCACGGUCCCCCCGGGGGCCACCCACACCUGCCCGCUGGGCCACCGUCCAUGGGUCCACCCGGCCCUCAUGGCCCUCAUGGCCCUCACGGCCCCCAUGGUCCCCAUGGUCCAUCGGGCCCUCAUGGCCCUAUGCUGCCGCCACAGCCACUCAGGCGACCACUACUACUGCAGGAACAGCCUCUCUUGAUUGAGGACUUACUGGAACAAGAGAAGCAAGAGCAGAUGAAGCAGCAGAAGGCCAACCAGCAGCAGCAGCAGGAGACCCUCGGGCAGGAUGACCUCAACCUCAGUGACAUGGAGUUUGAGAAGCUAAAGGCAGAUGUCCUGUCUGUGGGGAAUACCACAGUUGGCUUGCCCUCGAUGGCUGGAGGACAAGUAAUAGGCACGAACGCUAACGUGCGGCAGCCCUUCCAGCGGGUUGUUGGCCAGCCCCCUCCCCAGGGUGCAGGUCAGCCCAUGUACCAGGCACCGUGUCCUGCCCAGCCAGCGACCCGGCCAGUGAGACCGCAGGGAGACCCGGGCAUGCAUCCAGCCUUGUUGCAAGCUGUUGGGUCACGAGGAACAGUUCCGUCAUCACCAGGUACUGUGAACAUCAAGACUUUACCCCCACCCCCACAACCACCGGACAAUCCCCAGACUGAAGCAGAAAGGCACCAGCAACUUCAGUAUGAAAACUGGCUCUCACAGCAACACAGCCUCAUUGCCUCACAGCAGAGACACUAUGACACAGAGAUCACAAAGCUGCGCAAACAGCGGAAGAGCCUGAACAGCCGCCAGAGAACGCUGAAGAAGAAUGGACAAGAACUAAGCGAGCAUGAUGCAGCUGAACUAGCUCGUGUGCAACGUGAUGCCUCCACCAUCCAGCGCCACCUAGAACAGUGCCGUAAGUCGGCAAGGCAACAUGCUAUGAUUGUGCAGGAAUACAAUAACAAAAAGAGGCAGAGACAGGCCCACAUGAUGAAUACACAGAGUGGUGUUAUUGGUCCAGGGAACCCAGGACAGUUGAUGAGUGGGGCUUCACCCAUGGGACCUACAGGCUCGUCUCCCAUGCACUCCACCCCCCAGAGUCCCCUCAUGUCCCCAUCACCAUCCUCACAGCCAGGGAUGGGCCUUAGUCCAAUGGUUCCUUCCCCACACACACCAGCUGCCUCUCCCAACCCUGCCAUAGUACCUCAGCACUCUCCGCAUGCAAUGGUGGUUCCAGUCCCCCAUCCCUCACCUGGAGAAUCCCCGUUCAGUCCUCAGACCCGCAUGCCAUCGCCUGGUGGGGGUUAUCCAGACCCGGGGCCCCGUGCCCCUUAUCCUGGGCCUCAAGGAAUGACUCACCAUAUGAUGGGUCCACAGAUGAGAGUGCGAAUGCCAGUACAUAGUCCAGGGAAUCAGACUGUGCAGCCUGGGCAGAUGUCUCCCCACAUGAUGGGAGUGCGUCCAGCGUAUCCUCAGUCGGGCGUUAUGAUGGCUCAGGGUCAGGCUCCCAUGAUGAUGAGACACCAAUACCCACAAGGAGUCAUGCCACACAGAAGACCUUCAGGUUCAGGCCCGGUCCCCAGCCCGGGCUCAGGUCCCAGCCCAAGUCCAGGAGGACCAGUCCCCAGCCCUAUUGGUGGUGGCAUGGCCAUGAAACCAAGUCCAGUUCAGAGUGGCCUGAAGAGUCCAGUGCCAUUGGCCAGUCCAAGUCCUGGGGGACCAGUCCCGAGUCCUCUCUCUGGCAGCAUGGCAAUGAAGCCUAGUCCAGUUCACAGUGGGCUAAGGAGUCCCGUACCCCUGGCCAGCCCUCAGAUGCGGCCACACAGUGUGGAGAAUCCAAGUACACCUCUGACGCCACGUAGUGUGGGUGCAGGAGAUAUGGGUGGAGCUCCUCAGACCCCACACAGUGACAUGGGUGGUGCCAGUGGAAGCAACAGCCAAGUUAACAGUCCUCACCCAUCUGUGCCAACGCCUACCAGUGAUGCAGUGCCCUCGCCUGUUCCUUCGUCAACACCUUCGAUGAUUCAAGGAGGUCAGAGAGUGGGAGGAGGAGGAGGAAAUGCCAACAAUCCAAAUAAUCCUGCACCGUGUCCUCCAUAUAUGAGACGGUUUGGUUACUUCAAGUUGGGUCUAAGAGGUGGUGGUUUUGUGAAGAGUCGCUGGGGACAUUUUAAGCUCGGCCUCAAGGGUGGAAUGCCUCAUGGUGAUAUUGAAAACAAUGUUGUGCAAGCUACCUCUAAUAGUGGAUUGUCAACUACAUUACCAACUACCACUACUACCAUUGCACAUACUUCUGAGCCUUCCACAGUCAGAACUGCAAUUACUCCUUUAGCCUCGGUAAAGAAUGAACCUGAGGGUGAUGAAGGGCAGGAAGGUCUUGCGCAUGUUCUGAGUGAGAGCGGACCAAUCAAAGGACCAAUUGUUCGGAUGCCAAUGAUAGGGGUAGGAGGGCAGAGGGUAAGCCAGUCAGCCUAUGUGUCGGCAGGAUCAUCUGUAACCAUGACACCCCAGUUAAGUGCAAAUGCUAACAAGGUUUUAGUUCCAGAACCUUUGAAGUCUGAAAUUCCACCUUCCAGUCGACACCAGGCAGUGAUUGGGAUUCCUGGUGGGGGCGCCAUCUUCUCACAGAACAAUAUGUAUCCAACUCACACAGUGGCCCCAGGCAUCCGAUUGCCAACUGCUGUGUCAACAGUCAACUACCCUUCAACUCUCCCAAACCAGAACCAAGUGUCUGCCACCAGCACACUAGCUAGUGUAUUGAGUUCAUCCAGUAGUAGCUCUGCAAUGAGCAGCAGUCUUGUCCCUCCACCCAUUAUGUCUGUCACCUCAUCAAUAGACACUUUACCAACAAGCUUAAAUAUUCAGUGCACAAGUCACCCUUCAGAUGAUGUACAAACGUUGAGCAAUGUGGUGAGCAUAAAUAACCAGGUGAGUGGUAUAACCAGUGGCCUGACCAACUAUGCCAGUACAGCAAGUAUACCUCUCAACUCCUCAGCAACAACUAAUACAACCCCAUCUCUCAGUCGACCACUGGUGAGUGUUCCAGUCCAACAAAUUGGAAUCCAGCAGCGGCCCAUGUUGCAGACCUUAACAACAACAGUAGGUACCCCACAGGUCAGAACACUCCCAUCUAUUGGUAACCUACAGGCAGGGACACGUCAGUUUAAAACCUUGAUAAGAGCCUCUGUGGGCCAGCAUCCAGGUGUGAUACAAGCAGGUCAAGAUCAGGCAGGUAACCAGAUUGUUACUCAACAGCAGGUGCUCCAGCACACAUUACCUCAGCAGGCUGGUGGCCCACCAACUUUAGGUCAACAAACCUGGGUCCAGACUUCUGGUGGGCCUAUUCCUCAUAGUGGGGUUGUUGUACAGGGUGGAGUGCCACAGACAGUGGGUGUACGUAUGGUCCAGCAGCCCAUGAUGGUUCAACAAACUCUUGUGCGCAGUGGUAACAUGAUGGUCCGCCCUGGAACAACAGGCCAAGGGGGAGUGAGAAUGAUGAUGAUUCAUGGAGUGCAGCCUGUGCGGACACCUUCACCACCAGUAAACAGACCAGCUAUGAUGCCCCCACCAGCUGCCAAAUCACCAGCUGGGCAUUCUGCUAGUCCAAUUCCUCGUGUAUCUCCAGCACCCUCCCCUUUAUCAAACCACCCAUCUCCACACUCUCCUCAAGUGAAAGGGCAGUCUCCUCUCAUGAGUUCUCCAGCCCCUAGUCCUCAUGGGCCACAUACAAAUUUGGCUGUGGGAAUGAUCAAAAGAGAGCCAGAUGAUGAGCACACCAAUGUCACACUACCACCCCACCAUACUAUAGCAGGAUCUAUUUCACAGCAGCAAACUGGCACUGUACAUAUGACAAUCAGUGGAGUUCAGCCACACACUACUGCAAAUCUCCAUGUUGUUAAUCCACAUGGCCCACAGAAUAUAUCCACAAUUGCAGGAACAAUAAAGACUGAAGGUGUGAGUGAGGGAAUGAACAAAGACUCCUCAAAUGCGUUGCUGAAGCAGCUACUAGAGAAUACAGGGUGUGCUAACUCCAUGUCACAGCCAUCUUCAAGUCCCCUCGUUCUCUUCAGGUCCCCUCAAGGAACUGUACCAGUUCCUUCAUCUAAUCUGACACACAUUGCUUCACAGAUACCAAACCCCACACCCAUUGUGGUGUCUCGUAGUAGUAUACCUGCCACACUUCCUGGCUCUCAUCCGACGGUGUUGCAGGCUACUACUUCAGCAACCAUGGUACCUCAGAAUGCAACUAUCCAGCAACCACAACAGCAGCAUACUGUGGCAUCAGGUUCCUUACCACAGCAGCUAGGACCUAACCCACAAAUGAUUCAAAGGUCUGUUGUGGUUUCCUCGGGCCCACAUCCACCACAGGGGCCUGUCACCCACACUGUUGUCAUGGGACAGCAACACCAGCUGAUUGCACACUCAGAUGCGCAUGGUAACCUCACCCACACUGUGGCUCGUCCUGGUGUGCCAUACACGGGCCAACAUCAUGUGGUGGACCCUCAUAAUGCUGGUCCUCAGCCAUCUAGUCAACACAUAGGUGUGCGUCAAGUCACCACUCACCACCUCAGCCAUCCAGGCAUGAAUUCAUCAGGGCACCAUGUCAUUCAGGGUCAGCCCCCACACCAAACAGUGACUGUCAGUCACCCAAACCAUACAAUGGGUCACCCUCUCCCUCACUCCAAUCCACAAAUGGUUGUCCAUCCUGGUAUGAGGCCCACACAUCCUGGUCAACAUCCUAUGGUUAAUGCACAUCCACCUGGGACUCAUAUUAUUACUGGACAGCGACCUCCUUUAGCCACUGCAGUAUUAAAUACCACUCCAACACCGGCAAGCAUGGCUGAUAGAGUCAACAGUAAUCCAGCCCUUAAGACUGAAAUGCGAGUCAUGAUUCCGGAGACUGUCUUGGGAACCGGUGCCAGCACGGGCGAGCACACACCGGAGAUGACCACGCCAAAUGAAGGUUCUGACUCGUUGGACCAUGAGGAGAAGAAAGCCCGGAAGAGGUCACAGCAAGCUAGGAGGAAGAGCCAAAGCAAAGACACCAAAGUCCAGCCAGCAAAGCGAGCUAGACAAGGCUCAAGAGUAGAGGAAGACUAUGAUGCUUACAUUGAGAAUGUAAUGCAGCAGCUGAGAGGCAUGCCACCUCUCACCAUAAUGGAGCCAGAAGUGCCAAAGAAUUUUAACCUCUGUCCCAUGUUUGGCAGUGGAGAUCUGAGCAAACUUGGUAGAAGAGAUUACAAUCAUCGACAAGGAUUGUUGGAGGGGAAAGAGGGCCAUCUCACAGUUAAAAAUGUCACUGAUUAUUAUAGUACACAGCCAUUUGGGGAUAAACCACCAAUGGUUACACCAGCAAAGACAAAUCCUACACAGAGAGGAUUUUAUAUCCAUGAAUUUACACCACCAAAGAUUGGCCUUCCAUUAGAUGAAUAUCAGGAAGGGGAAACAGUUGUUGCCAGUUCCACCAGACCCACGCCAGCACAAACUCCAACCCGAGAUGCUGAUUCGCCUGACACAGUAUUAAGUUCUUCAUCACCAGAAUGUAUUCUUCCAGAGUCACCUCUUCCAUUCAAGGGCCUGAGACUUGUUGACAUGGACGAAGAUCACCAGGAUGACCAGCGUGAUCGCUCUCUUUCCCCUGCCAUCCCUCUUUUGGUACCCACUCCAAUCAGACCAGGGCAACUACCAUUCAUGCCGCAAAUCAAGGAUGGCAAGGAUGUACCAGAGCUGGAUAAGGAGAACAUUGGCAGUCUAGCUAGUAUCACUAUGAAGAGCCGGCUAGGACAGUCUCCAGCUUUGCCUCUGAAAGAUAUGGGAAAUGUGAGUGUCACCCUAACACUCUCCUCACAGGCUGGAGAGGAUGUGUCUGGUAUUCUGCGAUCUUUAGCAAAUCUCUUAAACAUUCCUCCUCCAUCAUCAUAUCAGAUGGCAGAUCGCAUUGAGCCCCCCAAACUGCCAAGGGUUUACCGACACAAACAUCCGAAGGAUGGGGUAGAGCAACUUGUUGAUAUCCAGAGCAUCUUGAAUGGUCAGGCCAGAUUUUGUAGACACUGUGAUGUAAUUAUAUUGAAAGACAUGUUGUGCAAGAAAGUCGCUGAACUUCCUUUCCUUAAUAAGAGUGAUUACGAGAGUGUGGAUGAAGUGACAUUCUGUUCUCAGCAAUGUUAUAUCCAGUUUGCCGUUUCUCAUCGUGUUGUGGUUGAAGAUAGAGGCAAAAUAGAAGGAAGUAGCAGGUUUACUAAGGUAAAAGAUUCUAGUGGAGAUGAUACCAAAGACCCAUCCAUUUUAUCUGAUGAUGCACUGCUUGAUUGGUCAAAGGAGGAGGGCAUGGAUGAAGUUCUGAAGGUGCCACAGCUGGAAGACUCAUUACAUUCUCGACCAAACAAGCAUAAACUGGAGGAGGACCAGGAACAGUACCCGAGGCAGGCUGAUGGAAAGAGGUUCCGUGGACACAAGUACAAAUGCUGGACACCAAAUGCACUGACCCUUCCAGAGAAAUAUGAAAAGCCCACACCCAAAGAGAUGACGGACCUGUUGUUUAGGAUGGGCAUCACAUACAGAAAACCAAGGCUCAAAGAUGAUUCACGGAAGUGCACGCUGUGUGGUCUUUAUGGGGAUUAUGUAGCCGAUGGUCCUUCCAGACUCUUGAACUUUGAUGUUGACAAGUGGGUGCAUUUGAAUUGUGCUCUCUGGGCGGAUGAGGUUUAUGAGACCAUGAAUGGGGCUUUAAUGAAUGUAGAAGCAUCUCUGAAGAAGGUGGCAAAUUAUAUAUGUGAACAUUGCGAGCAGGCAGGAGCAUCUGUGAAGUGCUUUAAAGUUCGCUGCAGUAAAGUUUAUCACCUGAAUUGUGCUGUGAAGGAGGGUUGUACCUUCUACAAGAACAAAACGGUAUUUUGCCAAGAGCACAUCAACAAAGGAGAAAAAGACAAUGAGCUGUCAACAUUGGCUGUGUUUCGGCGAGUUUUCAUAGACCGAGAUGACAACAGACAAGUCGCCUCUGUGAUGCACCAUGCAGAUCUAAGUUAUGUCCUGCGCAUUGGCUCUCUAAUCCUAAUAGCCAUCGGCCAGCUGUUCCCUCACCAGCUGCAGGCAUUCCAUACACCAUAUUGCAUCUACCCUGUGGGCUAUCAAGUUAUUCGUUACUACUGGAGUAUGAGGCGUCUCCAUAAAAGAUGUGCUUAUGAAUGUUCAAUCCAUGACAACAAUGGCCAGCCAGAGUUCAGAAUAACAGUGAAGGAAGAAGGCUAUGAUGACCACACUUUCAUCAGCUGUUCUCCGAAGGGGGUGUGGAACAAAGUGCUGGAACCUCUCGCAGAAUUAAGGCAAAAGGCUGAUGUUGUUAGACUCUUCCCUCAGUACAUCAAUGGCGAAGACCUCUUUGGUCUCACUGAGCCAGCCAUUGUCAGGAUUCUGGAAUCUCUACCAGGCAUUGACACUUUGGCAGACUACAAUUUCAAGUACGGUCGCAAUCCAUUGUUUGAGCUUCCUCUGGCUGUGAAUCCCACCGGCUGUGCUCGGUCAGAGCCUUUCAACAAAAUGCACCUCAAACGGUACCAUGGAAUGAGAACAAGUGUUGGGUCAGUCCGUAACAGCAGCAAUUGCAGGAAUGCCGCAAGUGUGGCCAACCUGACUAUGACCUUUGACCCCUACAGCAAGCUUCACGUCCACUCCAGGUCAUCACAGUAUAAAAGAAUGAAAAAUGAGUGGAGAAGUGUUGUGUACCUGGCCAGAUCAAAGAUCCAGGGCCUGGGGCUGUAUGCUGCACGAGAUAUUGAAAAGAACACCAUGAUCAUUGAAUACAUUGGAGAGAUCAUUAGAUCAGAGUUGGCAGAGGUGAGAGAGAAGCGCUAUGAGUCCCAGAACCGUGGCAUCUACAUGUUCCGGCUGGAUGACCAGAGGGUGGUGGACGCGACAGUGACGGGUGGCCUGGCUCGCUACGUGAACCACUCGUGUGGGCCCAAUUGCUACACAGAGACCAUUGAGGUGGAGAGAGAUCUCAAGAUUCUCAUCAUCUCCAAUAGGAAAAUUCUCAGAGGGGAAGAGCUUGCGUAUGACUACAAGUUUGACGAGGAGGAAGACCACAAGAUCCCGUGUCUGUGCGGCGCUGAGAACUGUCGGAAGUGGAUGAAUUAAGCAAGGAAGGAGUCAGUACAACUAAAUAAUUACAAUUACGUCCAUUAAGUUUGAAGAACUCCUCCAUAAAACAGAACAAAGCAAACAAAUAAACAAAAAAAUAAACGUAUAAAAAAUAAAAAAGAUUUUUUUGGUAUUAGGAAAUAUUUAAAAAAGUAAAACAAUAAAAAAAAAAUAAACAGAUACAACUUCUAAAAGUAGAAUGUGCCUUGAUACUUGGAUACUGUACCUAUUUCUACCAGGAGCGUAGACAGGGGAGGUCAACGAGAUGGCUGUCUUGUGUUUGUAAAGUGUGAGAUAGCUGCGUUCAAGGUAUGACUCAUAUGGCCAACAGUCGUAAUGUGAAUUGUAAGUUAAUGUAAAAGAUUAUAUUUAUAUAUACAUAUAUCUAUGUAGUCGUGUGUGAGGAUCCCCAGAGUUUCUGUAAAUGUUUUGUGCAAAUCUUUUCUCUUAAGCAAAACUGUGUGUUAAGCAUAAACAAAAAAGAAAGAAAAAAAAAGAAGCUUGCUUUGACAGGCUUUAGAAAUCUUCGGUGGACUUUAGAAGAAGAAGAAGGAAAGUGACCAAAUUAUGAAUGUUACUUGCGACAGCAGUGAUUGAAUUCACAAGAAGUGAAACAGUAUCAAUACAGCUAAUGCGGUAAGCUUAAGCCCCAUCCCCCCUUUCUCCCGUACAUACGUGUGUGUCAGGACCCUAGAAGAGCCAAGUGCCUUGCGCUAGGAAAUCUGCUUUCCAAGUCAGGGAUUGGAUUUAAACUAAUUCGCGGCUGAAGUGCAAUUUUUAUUGUCCGAAAGGAAAUGUGAUUAUAUAGGGCUUGUGGUAGAAGUUGGACCAGCUUUCCGUUCCCGUGGCUGGCAGACCUAGUGGAAUGCUCUUUUGAGCAGGUGGUGUGGGCCUUUUUCCUUCUUCCUUUUUCUUUCCUUGGUCUGGCUAUCAGAAGCCAUCAAGGGAGGGCGAUGAUGAUGAUGGCAGCACUGAACGGAAUUGUGGGCCAGUUUUUUCCAGUAAGCCAACAUAGUAAUCAUUUGUAUGUGAGAAUGACAUUGAUUAAUACAUCUAUUUUCACAAGAAUUUCAGGAUCUUUCUUGACUCUGCUUUUCUCUCAUUUUUCUUCCUUUUUUUUUCUUUUGUUUUUUCUAUUUUACCUUUUAUUAAAUUUUAUACUUGUUAAUUCCCUUUUUUUUUUUUUCCUUUUCUUCUUUCUUCCUUAAUCAUAUAUCUCCUUCCUCAACCUUUGUAAUCUACUACUUGUUCAUAGAUGUGCUGAUGAAAAAAAAAGCAUUAAAUAAAAAAGAAAAUUCGUAAUAAUGAUAAAAAGAAAGAAGAAAACUAGUUACAGAAGGGACUCAACAGGUUUUGGGAGGCUGUGGCAGACGCAAGGUCACAAGUGAGCCCUUGUGUCUAGCCUCACCUGGCUUCCUCCCUCUCCAAUCUCGAGCUCCAUUGUGUUUCCGGACGCAGGUGUUGAGCAGUCGCCCGCUCCCAUGGGGGGCGGGGGAAAGACGCGCAAGAGUAACCUUUUGUGUAUAUUGGACUUUGCAGGAUGUCCUCAUAAAGAGUUUUUAUAUUUAUAGGGUCUAUAAUUUAGGGCUUUGUGGCUGAUCAGUGGCCAGUAGAUGCAAAGGGGUGGGAAGGAACUCCUUGGGGAGGACGUGUCUGACCGUGAUAAUAGCGAAGGGUUUUAUGAUUAUAAUUUUUUGCCUCUUUCUGAAAGUGCGUUUAUUUUUCGAUUUUCAUCGAAUGCCACCAAUCUGUAAUACAGGUUAAAGUGAUUUGAUUUUUAAAAAAUUGUCAUUGUAAUUUUAUCAUUAUUUUAUCUCCUUAUUUUUAUUUGUAUUUUUAUACAGAUGUUUUUUUCUCGUAUGUUUGUAUCUUCCAAAAUCAUCAAGGAAUUCUCUUCAAUUUCUUAUCUUUUCUCUAAAUCCUGUGACUGGUUUUGUAAGUAUCAUCUUUAAACUCUUUGUUCCCAUUUGACUAAGAAGCCUUUUCUUAUCCCUUGCUUUUGCAUUUUCUUAUCCAGAGUACAGAUGGACAAGCCUUGCCAAAGCACUGAAGACAAAAAAAAAAACUUUUUUUCCCUCCCCCUCCACCAUAAUCUUAAGUUGUUGUCUGUAUGUUUUUAAUGUAAUUUAUAAUAAUUUCACUUUUUUAUAAAUCCUAAUUAGAUUAUUAAGGAUUUUUAGAUGUAUUGAAUACUAUACAUGGCAUUGUUUAUAGAUACCCCUCUCUGGUAAGAUGUAAGGCUCGUAUCCAAUAUGGCCUCCAUAUAUUGCCUGUUAUCCCUGUGAAUCUAGAGUAAGUCAGCUGGUGGAUUGGUGGAUCCAAGAGAUGUGUACAGAAGGCACCGUAAGUCAUGCUGUUUAGCAUUUUCCCCAUAGGCUUGUACUGUACAGGUUAGAUAUUUUAGGAUAGGCUGGAAGACAAUUCCUUGCUUCAAGGUUUGCCACACUGAUAAAUAUACCGUAUCACAAAUAGACUGAUGAAUGUUAAAUUAUGAUUUUAUCUUCCUUUCUUUCUCCCCUUUUUGUAUUUAUUGUUUUUUCUAUCUAUGAUAUUUGUUUAUAUAUAUAUAUAUACACACUGCAUGAUAUUUUGAUACAGUGCAUUUCUUGGCCACCAGCCACGCCUCCAGUCCCCAGACUCUCCCACCUUAACACGAACGUACGAUGUCAGAUAUUAAGUAUUAUGCCUGUCCUCGUGAAUUAUGUAUUUUAUCUUAAAAGAUUUGUAUAAUAUAAGUAACCCAAGCAUUCUCAUAUGUUUGAUGUGUACUGUCAGGGGCCAUUUGCGGUCUGUGAAUGUAUACUCCUGUUUGUGUGGAUUUCUGAUGAUGAACAAUGUCAAUAUGUAAAUAAGUUGUUGAAUACAGUCAAUAAAACAUUUUCAUGUA
Messenger RNA from Penaeus chinensis, 19120 nucleotides. RefSeq names its product histone-lysine N-methyltransferase 2C-like. The transcript is spliced from 37 exons. Gene Ontology annotation, cellular component: MLL3/4 complex; nucleus. Gene Ontology annotation, molecular function: histone binding; histone H3K4 methyltransferase activity; transcription coactivator activity. Gene Ontology annotation, biological process: positive regulation of transcription by RNA polymerase II. NCBI's taxonomy places the organism in Eukaryota, Metazoa, Arthropoda, Malacostraca, Decapoda, Penaeidae. Bases 166 to 16230 code for a protein of 5354 amino acids. The record is from RefSeq and is a predicted model, not a curated record.